AUGGCCACUCAACAGGUUCUUUUCGCCGAGACGAUUGCCGGCAUGAAAAAGGCCUUCAAGCGCAAGGCAUAUGAGUCUGAUUCCGACUCCGAAAUCGAAAAGUACGGCAACCGAGGCCAAAAACUCAAGCGAAAGGCUCGAUUGUCACACAGAGGGCAAUUGGUGCCCGCAGACGGCAUCGGCUCAUACAAUGAGUCCGUAGAGUACGCCGGUGUGCGACGGUCGAUCAUCCAUCGCAACCUACCUCUCGUGGACGAGGAAGGCUACGAAAUCGAUAGCGACGACGAUGAAGCCCGCAUCGAAGAGGCCCUGGCCGCGGCCAUGGAGCUAAAUCCAUACGCCAACAUUAACCUAGACAAUAUUCUCGCUCCCCUGACCGCAUCAACCGAUUUACCAACCCAUCCGACACUAUCCAAACCGUUCACAUCGCAGAAGCUGACCGACCUUGCCUUUCAGAGCAGUAUGAUGCUUCGUCGGGAGAACCACUCGCUCUGGCGAGUUCGACAUCUCUGGACCAGCCUUUGCGGCGACUACACUUGGGCGCCUUGCCAGAUGAUGCUGGGUCCGAAUGAUUCCGACCUCUUCACAGACGAUCAUGUCGCGCAACAUUUGUUAAACCUUUCCAAGCCAAAGGGACAUGGCAACAGCGGGGUUUCAACACCCGCCACAGUCACUGCGCAGGCACGAAACGAUGACGCCGAAGUCACAGCCAAUUCAGUUGAUCAGUCCCGCGAAAUCGUACCCCCCACAGCGACCUCCAACCAAGAGGCCGAUGUGCCCAUGAUUGACGUUGGCUCGACAGGCCCCAAAGACAACAAUGACGGUAACAGCGCCCAGUCAAACGGUUUAAGCAAGACUGCAGCUGUGAACGGAGACGAGAACUACAAGGCUGGCAAUAAUGAGGGAGCGGAGAAAGCUCAGGAUAGUGAGAAGGCGGGCCCAGCUCUGCAACCAAACAACAGCGUCGAUGAAGCUCACCAAGACCUUCACGUACCGGAGAUUCCUAAGUCCUCAGCGCUAUCGGAAGCUCCUGAGGACAGCUUUAUUCACCCGAUGUUUCUACCUCCAGUCGGCGCUAGCCCUGACAGAGACCUGGGACUGCCUGAACAAGAAGCCGAGGAUGUCCGAAGACUGCUUGCGCUCUUCGUCCAGAAACAAGAGGAGGUCUGUCGCGGGGUCAAGAAGCUGCACGACGGCCUGUACAAGGCCCAACGACUACGAAAAAACGUUCUGCACUGGUCCAAGGCAGAGGCGCACUGUGGCCCGAACCGUGACUUGUCCGAUGGCGAGGACUGGUAUGAUAAAGAGGAGUGGGGUCUCACAGAAGACUUGAAGAAAGGUCAAGAUGACGAGGAGGAGGACACGACAGCCACAGCCAAAAAGACGAGGAACCGAAAGUAG
Clonostachys rhizophaga is the source of this 1401-nucleotide messenger RNA. NCBI's taxonomy places the organism in Eukaryota, Fungi, Ascomycota, Sordariomycetes, Hypocreales, Bionectriaceae. The record is from the annotation of a GenBank genome assembly.